CUAAAAUAUCACAAAUAAAGGACCCCAUUAUCUUCAGUAGCUUAGCGCCUCAUCAAACCUAAGUCCGGGCCUAUGCCUAGAUAUUUCUGCUUCUCGGAUUUUGAGAGAUUCCAUUAAGGAAGUGUCACUUAACCGUAUCAGUACUAACGCUUGGAAAAUUUACCUUGAAGCCAGAAACUUAGCCAAAUUGGACAAUCUAAUCUGAAGUCUUGUUAGGCUAAACAAGGUGAAGGUGACAUUUCAAGGUGACAUUUCCUUCCAAAGAAGCCUGGCUUGUGUUUUGCUGGUACAUUGAGCCACGCUGCCCACCUUCCCAUUAUUUCUAGUAAUCAAGAAACAAGAUUAUGCUGUUGGCUUGUUAUCAGAGUACACAGGCCGAGCAUGAUAUAAGGUGCCCUGCAACUCCACCACUCUAUGGCAGCCUGUCCCAAAACAGCACCAUGCACCUCUUGUUCAGGUUGUGCGCCGUCUUCAGUGCCUCCUUUGGUCUCUGCUCAGGGACAGAUGCUUCUCCAGAUCUCAUCACUUCCCUGCCAGGACUGUCUGAGAUGCCAACCUUCCAGCAAUGGUCCGGCUAUCUCCAGGCAGGAUCUGGCCAAUACUUCCAUUACUGGUUUGUGGAGUCUCAGGGCAACCCAGCAACUGACCCCGUGGUGCUCUGGCUAAAUGGGGGACCUGGCUGUAGUUCUAUGGAAGGCCUCCUGGCUGAGAAUGGACCUUUCCAUCUGAAUGACGAUGCAACACUCUACCUGAACCCCAACAGCUGGAACAAGGUAGCCAACGUGCUUUACAUGGAAUCUCCAGCUGGAGUUGGCUAUUCCUAUGCCACAGAAGACAGCCCUAUCAAUGACAGCCAGGUAGCUGAGGACAACUACCAGGCUCUCCAGAGUUUCUUUGCUAAAUUCCCAGACUUUGCAAACAACGAAUUUUAUGUUUUUGGGGAAAGUUAUGGUGGAAUCUAUGUCCCCACUCUCACUGCCAAGAUUGCGGAAGGAUCAGCAGGCAUUAACCUGAAGGGAUUUGGGGUUGGCAAUGGCAUGCUGAGCUAUUUCCUCAAUGACGAGACACUGAUGGAAUUUGCCUACUACCAUGGAGUGUUUGGAGAUGACUUGUGGGCCUCCUUGAACGAAAACUGCUGUGAUGAAGGAACUUGCAACUUCUCCAGCAACAUGAACAGUGAUUGUAUCACAGCAAUAUCACAAGCCUAUGGAAUUCUUUAUGGAAUUGGCCUCAACGUGUACAACCUCUACCCAUCUUGCUGGGGAGGAGCACACUACCAGGAGCGUUAUGAAGCUGAUUUCUCGAGCCUCUUCCACCACUACCAGUUUGAUGUUCCAGUGCCAAAAAUUGGCUCCAUCCCAGGAGUGCCACAUUGUAUAAAUGCCACCGCUAUGUAUGUGUGGCUGAACCAGGAUGAAGUCCGGCAGGCUCUCCACAUCCCCAGCACUCUCCCAGACUGGGAGCUCUGCAGUACACAGGUUAGCGCUCAUUACCAAAGGGUGUACAGAGACAUGACUCCCUUCUACAAGUAUCUGCUGGCUCAGGACCUACGAGCAUUGGUUUAUAAUGGAGACGUGGACAUGGCCUGCAACUUCUUGGGGGCUGAAAAGUUUGUUGAGUCUUUAAAUCAGACUGUGCUAAAUGAUUACCAGCCCUGGUAUUUCAAUGAUCAGAUUGCAGGAUUUUUCAAGGAGUAUGAGAAGAUCACAUUUCUCACCGUAAAGGGUGCUGGUCACAUGGUUCCACAGUAUAAGCCUGGACAAGCUCAGAAGAUGUUUGAAUGCUUCCUCUCCAAAGCCAGCUACAUCUGAUCUUAUGCAUUUUAAAAUAGUAAAUACCACUGAAAAGUUGUGGGGAAAUGGUAUUCCACAAUACUUUGUAACAUAGUAACAUAAUUGAAGCUAUGUACAUACUUAUCUUUUUAUGAUUGAAUAGUUGCAAAAACUUAUUAAAUCAUGUAAUCUC
Molecule: messenger RNA, 1965 nt
Organism: Podarcis muralis (Common wall lizard)
Lineage: Eukaryota; Metazoa; Chordata; Lepidosauria; Squamata; Lacertidae
Product: lysosomal protective protein-like
Biological process (GO): proteolysis
Molecular function (GO): serine-type carboxypeptidase activity
Source: RefSeq, a predicted model, not a curated record